Molecule: messenger RNA, 4449 nt
Organism: Protopterus annectens (West African lungfish)
Lineage: Eukaryota; Metazoa; Chordata; Ceratodontiformes; Protopteridae
Gene: WWC3
Product: WWC family member 3
Exons: 23
Coding region: 232-3744 (1170 amino acids)
Biological process (GO): regulation of DNA-templated transcription; cell migration; regulation of hippo signaling
Cellular component (GO): cytoplasm
Molecular function (GO): molecular adaptor activity; kinase binding
Source: RefSeq, a predicted model, not a curated record
CCUAAUAUGGGAGCUGAGGAAUGAAAUAUGGCAGACGGGGCCAACAUGGAGGAGUCGGAGGGAGAGCAAUGAGAGUUCCGUUAAGGGCAGCUGCUGCUGGCCAAGGGAACACCGGAGGGAGGACAGGGGCUGAAAGCCGCGGCGGGGCGACGAGUGAGCAGUGGCGUACCAGGGAAUGGUGUAGGAUCACAUCUGGAAUUAGUGCAUUGUCGGCUCACAGCAGCCGCUACUAUGCCGUGGGUCGGCAGCAUCAGGAGGCUCCGAAGGCGGAGGGAGAGCUCCGAGCUGCCGCUACCCCCCGGCUGGGAAGAAGCGCGCGACUACGACGGGCGACCUUUCUAUAUUGAUCACAAUACGAAGCAAACGUCCUGGAUCGAUCCUCGAGACAGAGUAACAAAGCCAUUAACCUUCGCUGACUGUGUUGGUGAUGAAUUACCUUUAGGAUGGGAAGUUGUCUAUGACCAGCAGAUUGGUGGAGUCUAUUACAUUGACCACAUAAACCAGAUCACUCAAAUUGAAGACCCAAGGGCACAAUGGAGGCAGGAGCAAGAGAGAAUGUUGAAAGAGUAUUUAGUGGUAGCACAGGAGGCUCUCAAUGCAAAAAAAGAAAUCUACCAGAUCAAGCAGCAACGCCUGGAGCUGGCACAGGAGGAGCUUCACGAGCUGUGCGGAGAAGACUCUUACUCCUAUUCCAGCUCAUAUUCCGGCUUCUCUUGUAGCUCCAAGUAUGACCUGGAGCAAAUAAAAGCAGAAAUAGCAAGUCGUCGUGAGAGGCUUUGGAGGUUAAAACAAGAGCUGGCACAAAUGAAACAGGAGCUGCAGUACAAGGAAAAAGGAGUGGAAACACUGCAAGAGAUUGACCGGAAGAUGUCCAUCUAUCAUACCAACUAUAAGCUGGAUGAGGCUCAAGCAAUAAUGAAUGAGUUAAGAAAUCUUAAGAAAUCUAUUUGUACAGGAGAAAAGGAAAGGCAGGACCUUAUGCAGAGUUUAGCCAAGCUAACUGAUGGAUUCCAAAACAGCUGUAGCAUAACAUCGUCUCUUCAGGACCUGCAGAAUAAUUGCAGUGCACUUAGUGACACCCGCUUACCUCAGCAAUAUUGUGAUGCCUGUUCACAGACUGACAUCAUUGGAGAGUUUGGCUUUGAUGAAAGAACAAGGCUAACAGAUAAGAUGAAACUUGGCUGGCAGUAUGAAGAAGCCAAAAAAAGAGUUUCCACUAUACAGAAUCAGUUGGCCCAGCUCGAAAAUGAAAUGUGGCCUGGACUAGCUGAGGCAGACAGAGAUCGUCUCCAGUUAAUCAAAGAGAAAGAAGCACUGUUACAAGAGCUGCAGCUCAUCAGCCAACAGAGACGUUCCCCAGAAGACCUUGCUCGUUUGGAGGCUGAAAAGACUCGCUUAGAGGAAGAGCUUCAUCAAGCCCAAGCCAGCUCUUCUCAAGGGCCUACGGAAAGAAUGCUUCAGCAACAGAAGAGAAACUGUCUCCUUCAACAGUUGGAAGAAGCCACCCGUUUGUCCACAUAUUUACAGUCCCAACUGAAGAGUCUGUCCGCCAGCACACUGACCGUCUCCUCAAGCAGCAGCAGAGGCUCCUUGGCUUCUAGUCGUGGCUCGCUGGCAUCCAGCAGAGGCUCGCUGAGUUCAGUCAGCUUUACUGAUAUAUAUGGACUUCCGCAAUAUGACAAGGCUGAUGCAGGGACAGACAUUAGCCAGCACUUACGCUUUGACCUCAUUCCAUUAGACUGCUUUGGCAAGGACCCUCUGUGCACUGAUUCACUUGGGCUGACUAAUCUCAGCAAACAAAGGAAAACAUUGGACAGGCCUCAGUCAGUGCCAUCACUCUCACCACGAUCAUCUCUGUCCUCAUUGUCACCCCCAAGCUCUCCACUGGACACUCCAUAUCUUUCAGCAUCUCGGGAUUCCCCUCUCAUCCAAAGGACAGAAGAAUAUGAGGAGCCACAGAAUACCAGGAUGUUGGAAGACCUCAGACUGCAGGCUUCAGUCCCUGGGGAUGAUGUUCAAAGAGCAUCAGCUCAAGCUGCUUCCUAUUUUGCGGACAGCAAGUUGUCUAAAGACAUAGGUCCCUCGACUGGACCAGUAACAUACAACACUGGAGCAGUCACCUUGCGAACAGGCAGUACUAGGUCUGGCAGAAGAGCUAGACAAUCCUCUGUGGGUUUAUCAGAUGAUUCUCAGGCUACUGAUAGUGGCGUAUUUGAAACUUUAAGCAAAAGGAACGAGGAGGCAGAUGAAUCUCUCUUUAAUCAUGCUGCUACCACUGAACCACCACAGAUUCAGGUUGGACUUGGGUAUGAUGUUGGCAGUGAAUGUCUUAUUGUCCAUAUACUGCAAAUGAAGCACUUCUGGUCUCCCACUACAGAAGGCUGCCAAAUAUAUGCUAGAAUGUACUUGCUGCCCCUUGAAACAGAUGCUUAUUGUUCUAAGGCCCUGGAGAUCCAGCCUCAGUUAAUGUUCAAUGAAAUAUUUCGAAUUCCUGUUCACCCAAGUGAAUUGAGAUCAAAAUCUUUGCAGAUCUAUAUAUGUUCCGUUGGACAUGGAAUGCAGGAAGAGACACUGGGUGUUGCUCAUAUAAGCUUCGAAGAGUUUGAAAUUCCUAGGGAUGUAGUUUUAGAUUGGUACACCAUUCAAACUUUUACCACUGUGGAUUCACAAAGACCAGAAACCAGUAAUCAACUGAGACAGAGUUCCUUGGAGUGUUCUGGAACAGCUACAUUAGUGAAAACAGCGCAGGAUGCUGUGUCGAUAUUGCUGGCCAGAACAACAGCUCAACUGGAAGCUGUGGAGAGAGAGCUAGCUCAGCAAAGAGUGAAGCUGGUGUACACAGAGGAAGAGAUGCUUGAAAUGGAGAGAAAAGAAGACCUGGCAGAGGCAAUAUCAGAAAGGAGCUGGCAGGCAGAAUCAGUUGACAGUGGAUGUAGCAAUAGCACUCAGCUAAGUCCCCCCUACCAAGAGAACUUCUUUGGAGAUGCUGUGCAGGGGCAUGUUCCUGGAGGACAGACUGAGCAGUAUACUACAAGGAAACUUCAAGCACCACCUCUCAAGGUGGACAAGGAGACCAACACUGAAGUUCCCUUUCCAGAAGAUGUACCCAUACGUGCAAAGGAAAGGAGCUGCCGCCGAUCACGUGGUUCUCCAUUUGUACGAAGCAGCACUAUUGUUCGCUCACAAACAUUCUCACCUGGAGCACGUAGCCAAUAUGUUUGCAGGCUUUAUCGCAGUGACAGCGACAGCUCGACACUUCCCCGAAAAUCACCCUUUAUCAGAAAUACUUUGGAGAGGCGCACCCUGCGUUAUAAACAGCAGUCCUACCAAUCUUCUUUGGCUGAGCACCCAACACGAACAUCCCUGGACCUGGAGCUGGAUCUCCAGGCAUCCCGAAUAAGGCAGAGACAACUUAAUGAGGAGCUGAUGUUUCUAAGAGAGCUUAAGCAACAGCUGGAGGAGAGUCAUCACCAGGGUCAAACAGAACUUCCCCAGUGGAUUCUGAGAGAUGAACGAUUCUGGAAGCUGAUAAGAGAGGCUGAGAGGCAGGCAAGACAGACCAAACAUGAGCAACAUCAGCUGAUGGCAGCAGAAAAAUUGCUGAAGAAAGCAUCCAAAGAAGUGUAUCACCUGCGGGACCAAAAUCAAAAGGAGCCUUUGCAAGUUCAGACAUUCAGGGAGAAGAUAGCAUUUUUUACAAGACCAAGGAUCAACAUACCCUCUCUCCCAGCUGAUGAUGUAUGACUGCAUUCUUUUUUAAAUAUGAAGUAUUUAUCUGUCUCCGUUGUAUUCCAUGAAGUUAGUAGAUGAUAGUUACAUUACUGUCCUUUUCAAAAAAAAAAAAAAGAUAAAGAAAAAUGUGCAAGAUAUAUUAAUAUACACAGUCUGUAAAAAAUAAAUAAAACAUAUAUGUCUAUUUUAUACUAGUGACUGACUACAGCAAGGCUUGGUUUUUCCUUGCUGUGUAAUUAACAUCUCUGAAAACAAACUUUAUUAUAAACAAAAUUAAAUCAAAUGAUCCUGUUACAUUGUACAAAAUGUGUGUCAUUUUUAUGUUGCCUGUUGUAUGUGAGUUUUAAAAAAGGGCUGGAAAGCAGAAACAGAGUCAGUUAAGGUAAAUUCACUGUAUUUGUAAUUUAUUUAUAAGUACUUUUUCCUUGAAGGAAAAUAUCAACUUUAGGUGUAUUUUUAAGACUAUGAAAAUAUGUUCUUCAGUAUUCUUCAUACAGUGAAAUGGAAUUAUUGGGCUGAUUUUGUUUCUGACACCUGAUGAAUAUACUGUACGCCACAGCUAAGUGUUAUCUUUAUUGUCACUUUUUACCAGCUUAAUUGUACUUUCAUUAUACAUAACAUUUAUUUUAUCAUUUGUGUUUAUUAUUAUGUAAAGCUUCUGUAACACUGGCGGUGUUUUUACUAUUGAUUACAAAUGCCAUUAAACAUUGCAAAAUA